This is a messenger RNA of Paramecium sonneborni, 8174 nucleotides long. NCBI's taxonomy places the organism in Eukaryota, Ciliophora, Oligohymenophorea, Peniculida, Parameciidae. The record is from the annotation of a GenBank genome assembly.
AUGACAAUUCAAAUUUUGUUACUUUUAAUAAAUUUUGUUUAAGGAGUUGAUAACUUUUAUGAAUGUUAAAUAUCGACAACUGGUUAAAUAAAUUAGAAAGGAGAUUAUUAAUUUAAAAUUAUAAGAUCAGGAGAUCCUAUUAAUCAUCCAAUAAAUUUAUUUAGAACUUAUUUCAUUUAAAUUGAUUUUCCUUGGAACAUCAACAAUGAUUACACUUGUUAUGAUGAAUCAAGUAGUUUAGUAGUUUGUAAUUACGUUGCAAACACCAGAGUAAUAGUGAACAAUUAUUUUGUCAAAGACUAUUCAAGUUUAGAUUAUAUAGAUUCAGAGGGAUUCACAUUUUUGAUUGAUUUGAAAUCAAUUUUAAACCCAAGUUAUAGUGGGACAUAUGAUAAUCCAAUUUAAAUAUCAAUAAUGAGUUCUACAAAUGGAAUAUUAGAAUAAUGUCCAAAUGGAGGAGUUCAUCCAAUAGUGAGUCCAGGAACAGGAACAUGUUCAGGAGAUGGACAAUAAUCUAAAGUAAAUAGUAUAAACACUGAUAUUUCUUUAAAUAUGUUUGUAAAAAAUUCUUUGGCUGUAGAAGUAUUUUUUUUUUAGUAAAAUAGAGUUAUUUGAUUGUAAAAUAUACUCGUUUUUGGUCUAAUGAUAAAAUCACAAAAGAAAUGAUUCCAGGAGCCAUUAGUUGUUAAGUCUAUGCUAAUUAAAUCUUUAUUUCAGGUACAACUUGUACAAAGGAUUCUACAAAUUUAUAAAUAAAAUCAAAUCUUGGAACUGGUUAUAGUGGAACCAAUGUAUAAUAUGUAUGAUAUUAGAUUACUCUAGUGAUUAAUGGAGUCAAUUCACCAUCAUCAACAACUCCUGAUGGAAGUUUUAUUUUACAAACAUAUAAUUCAAAUAAUAAAUUAAUAGAUGAAUGCUCCAUUUCAUCUAUUAGUGGAUGGACGCCUAAUGUAGUAAUACUUAGUAGUAUGACAUGGACAAAUCUAGUAAAUUAAGUAGAAAGGCUAAAUGUCUAAUUUCAAUUAAAUACUUAAAUAUUAGUAGGAGAUACAAUUUAAAUUACUAUACCUAAAGAAUUGAAGAUAAGUUCCACAAUUUUAACUCAAAUAAGAGAUACUAAAAGUACUUUCUUUAAUACUCCUUUAUAAUCAUCAGCAUUUACAAUUAAUGAUUAAUUGGUGACUAUAACAUCAAGUAAGGCAUUUUCAUCUACUCUUACAAAUAUUUUAUUGACUUUUUUUAAUGUAGCUGCUCCUCCUUCGAUUAAACCAUCUUCAACCAUCUAGAUUAGUACAUAUAGAGGUUCUUAUGUUAUUGACAAAAGUACAGCAAGUCUAACUAUUACUGCCUCUAAUGGUGCAAUUAGAUCAGUUUCUAUUGUUGCUUUAAAUAAAAUAAUCAAUUAAUUAUCAGAUUAUGAAUUUGACAUUGGAUUAACAAAUCCAAUUUUAUCAGAUGGAUAUUUAAAAAUAUAAUUUCCAACACAAUUUGAUUUAACCUAAAUAACUAAAAUACAAAACUAUUUAAUGAACACUUAAUCUUAUGAUGCCAAGUAUAGUGUUUCUGGUCAAAGUUUGAUAUUAACAUCAUUAUAUUCAUCUGAUAUUAGUGCAUCUGCUUAAAUCAAAUUUUAAAUAUCUUAAAUAAAAAAUUAAUUUAGUGCUAAUAUUAGUAAUACAUUCACUAUACAAUCAUACUAUUCUAAAAAUACUGAAGAUUUUUUAGUAGAUUAACAUACAACAUAUUAAAUGAGUUCAUUCACAUCUGGCACUUUGGAUACUAGUUCUAUUUCAGUAAAAGCUGAGUUUUAUAUUACAGGAUAGAUUGAUAAUUAUGAAAUAAGUUUAGUAAAUAAGAAUGCAAUUACAUCACUUGGAUAUUUUAUAGUUAGCUUUAUAUCUGAAUUUUCUAUGAGUGGAAAUCCUACUAGUUGUUUAGUGAAUGAGAUCAGUAGUUCUUGUUCAACUACUGCUAAAAAUACAAUUAAAAUUGUAACAUCAAGUAGUAUUAGUAGUAGCACUAAUAUUAAAUUAAAAAUAAAUUCUUAUAUUUAUAAUCCUGUUACCCUAUAAUCAUUAAAUAACAUUUUGGAAAUAAAAACAUAUGAUGAUUAAGGUUUAUUAAUAGAUAGUGGAUAAGGUGGUACUAUUUAAAUGUUGUCACUUUCCACAUUUUCAUUAACUCUCUCUUAAAGGGCCUCUUAGAUGAAUGGUGUAAAAAAUACUUAUACUUUCAACAUCAAUUUUGAAGUCACUUAGAUUAAUGGAGUAUAUUUAAUAAUAGAAAUUCCAAAUGAUUUAUCUGAUGAUUUGUAAUCUUGUUAAUCUAUUUCUCCUUUGUCAUCUACUCUACCUUGUUCAAUUUCAAAUUAAAAAUUAUAGAUUUAAUUAGUUUGCAAUACUUGUACUUCUGUAACCAAAAAUAUAGAUUAUAAAAUCACAAUUAAUCAAAUAAUUAAUCAUUUCUCUUUUAAACCAGUUACUAUUUCUAUAGCUUAUACUAUAUAAGAUUUAUCAAAUGAUUUAACCAAAUAGAGUUAAUUAAAAGACUAAUUAAUUAUUACUAAUACAUAAACUAAUACGAUUAAAUCAUUUACUUAAUCAUAUGAAUAUGGUUAUCUAAAUUAAUUAGACAAUUACUUAUUUAAUAUUGAAGUUAAUAAUCAAUUAAGAGGUAAUUUCAAAAUCGUACUAAAUGUUCCAGCAGCUAUUAAAGUUUAUCAAUCAACAGAUUCAACUCCCACUAGUAUAUCUAAUAUAUAGUUUUUACCUAACGAUGCUUCAAUCAUUUUUAAUUCUUAGAGCAUCAUUAUAACAGGUUAUUCUGGAUCAUAAAUAUCAUCAUUUUCUUUUAAAGUAAUUAAUUUGUUAAAUCCGAGUACUUCAUCAAUUAGUACAUAUUUUACAAUUAAUACAUAUUAUAUUUAAAGUACUGAUGAAUAUUAAAUGGAUGCUAGUCAACUUGGUACAUACAAUCAUAAAUGUACUUUACCUUGUAAAGAUUGUGAUUCAGUGAUAUUAACUAAAUGUUCUAGUUGUUAUGAUAACAGCAGAAGCAAUUUAGUUUAAUCAAAAAUAUAUUUCAUGAGCAUCUAAAAUACAUGUAUAAUAGAUUGUUAUAGUAUUGAUGGUUAUUUUGUUACAAGUGGAGAAUAUACAUGUUAAAAAUGUAAUCCAGAAUGUAAAAAAUGUAAAGAUUUAAACUCAUAUUGUUUGGAAUGUAGUUUAUCUUAUAAAUUCUUAAAUAAUAAAUGUUUAGAAUCUUGCCCAAAGACCUACUUUAAUAAUUAACAAGUUUGUACAAAUUGUAUAAAUAAUUGUGACACUUGUUCCAAUACAACUGAUUGUUAAGUUUGUAGUGUGAAUUUUUAUCUGUAUUAAUAAUAAUGUAUUGAAGUUUGUCCUGCUAAUAUUACAAUUGCAAACUUAUAAUAAUAAACAUGUGAUGUCUGUACAAAUAAUUGUCAAACUUGUCAAAAUCAAACCUCAUAUUGUAUAACAUGUAAAACUAAUUACUAUUUAUCUAAUAAUACUUGUAUAUCUUUAUGUAAAGAUGGCACCUAUCCAAAUGGUUCUUAAUGUACAGAUUGUCUCAAAAAAUGUAAAACAUGUAGUAAUGGAACUAAUUGUGAUACUUGUGCCAACAAUCUUUUAUUUCAUUAAAAUGAUUGUCUUGAUAAAUGUCCAGAUUAAUAUUUUGCAAAUAGUGGAAAAUGUUCAUAAUGCAAUAUUUAAUGUAAUACAUGUGAAAAUAAUUAAUAUCGAUGCACUAGUUGUUUAAAUAAUAGUUUCUUGUAUAAUAAUCAAUGUUUAGGAUAAUGUCCAGAAGAAUAUUAUAAUGAUAUUGACACAAAUAAAUGUAUAUAAUGUAAAAGUCCUUGUAAAACUUGUAAAUCAAGUACAUCUUGUUUAAGUUGUAUAACUUAGACACCUGUAUUAUAUUAUUAUAACAAUUCAUGUCAUACAGAUUGUCUUUAAUAUUAUGCUCCUGAAAAGGGUUAAUGUGUUUAAUGUAGAAAUCCUUGUAAAUAAUGUACAACAACACCUGAUAUAUGUAAUGAAUGUUAUCCAAAUACUUAUUUAUUAAAUUAAAUGUGUGUCACUGAUUGUGGAGAAGGAUACUAUAAAGAUAGUUAAAAUUAUUAAUGCUAAUUUUGUUCAGAUCCAUGCAAAAGUUGUUCUAAUAAAAAUAAUAAUUGUCUUUCUUGCAAAGAUAAUUUGUAUUUAUUCAAAAAUACAUGUGUUGAAAAUUGCUAAAAUGGUUACUACUAAUAAGAUCAAUAAUGUCAACCCUGUUUAAAUGUUUGUUUGAGUUGUUUAGAUAAUGUUAGUUGUACAUAAUGCAAGGAGAAUCUAAUAUUAUAUAAUAAUCAAUGUUUAACAUCUUGUCCAUAGAAUUUAUUUGAAGAGAACAACAGUUGUGUAGGAUGUAGAUCACCUUGUUUAUAAUGUGGAUAAUCUCCUAAUGAUUGUUUAUCUUGUGUUUCUACAACAUUUUUAAAUGGGUAAUCAGAAUGUGUAAAAGAAUGUGAAGAGGGAUAUUAUGGAGAUCAGAUUUCAAAUAAAUGUCUAUAAUGUGUAAUCCCUUGUAAAAAAUGUUCGUCAAGUACCUCUUGUUUAAGUUGUAUAGAUUAGAUACCAAUUUUAUUUUAUUACAACAACUCAUGCAAUACAAUAUGUCCAAAAAAUUAAGUUCCAGAAAAUGGAGUAUGUGUUGAUUGUAGAUAACCUUGUAAAACUUGUAAUACAACUCCUGAUGAUUGUAUAUCAUGUUUAAAUGAUUCAUAUCUUCAUGGUAAUAAGUGUUUGAGUGUUUGUGAUGAUGGUUAUUAUGCAGACAAUACCAUAAAUGAAUGUAAAUAAUGUAUAUCCCCUUGUUAAAAGUGUCUAAGUCUUACAACUUGUAUUACAUGUCUAUAAAAUUAAAUUAAUAAAAUUUUGGUAGAUGGCACUUGUAUAUCCUCUUGUCCAACUGGUUAUUAUGAAUCUAAAGGCACAUGUUUAUUAUGCACUAUUGAUUCCAAAGAUAAGGUUUGCAAUUCAACUGUUUAAGUUCUUGAAAGUAUUUAAACUGAAAAAUUCAUUCCUAUGCCUUGCACUAUCCUUACAUUAGUAUUUACUACUACUGUUAUUGUUGCAAAAAUUACUAAACCUGAAACUUUUAUUCCUGGUGCUGUAACAUCUAUUGGAGGUUUAUUUGAAUGGGGUAGUCAUUGUGUCUUAUUAUAUUUAAGCUAUUCUUAAUGGGGAUUAUUUAAUACUAAAAACUAUAUUAUUAUGGGAGCUUUGGCUUUUAAUUAUUUAUUUAAUUUUAUUCAUUUGAUAUCUGCAAGAUUUACUAUCUAUAAUGAUGCUUAUUUUUAAUAAUGGUUAAGUAGUAGAUAAGUUAAUAAAAUUACUUAUGCUAUGUUAUCUUUCAUUGGGUUCAUCACUACCUUUAAAAUUAAUAAAUUAUAUUUCUCUAGAUACUUUGGUUUUUAUUUCUUUAAGGCUUGUAUUGUUGACAUUAAUAAAUUUCUCUUUUUCAAUAUCAUCUCUUUAUUAAGCAUUUUUUUAACUACUUUACCAAUGAUUGUUGCUUCAGCAAUCAUUUUAAACGAGUAUGAUUAGAAAGAUUAAUUGUAUAUUUCUACUAUUGAUUCUAUUAUUGUUACUUUCAUUAUUUUUAUUUCCAUUAUUUGGGAAUCUUAAAAAAAUGAAGAUUAUUUUAAAGAAAAUGGACUUUAAGCUUUAAAUUAUGUUGUAGCAUAAUCUUUUAUUGCUGGAUAAUCUGAAUAAUAACCUGUAGAUUAAUCUGUAGAAUAAGAAGAAGUUAAUUUAAAUGAAGAAAUUCAAAAAUAAUAAAUAGAAUAAUUUUAAAAAAUUCAUUCUACUAAUAAUUAAAAAAAAUCAUUUUUACUUAAAAAUAAUUCUGAUAUUAUCAAUCCAGGAAAAAAACAUACUGUUGUUCCAGAAGAUGGACCAUUUUUUAGAACUUAAAAUAGUGAUUCAUACACUAGUCAACAAAAAAAAGAAUUUGAUUAAUUUAUUCAUAACAAAAAUACUAAAAAAAAUCCAGAUGAUUAAUCACUUAAUUUAUCUUCAAUUUAAGAAUAACCAUAACAUCCACUUAAUGAAACUUCAUAAGAUAAAGAUUUUUUCAAUGAUUACAAAGUAUUAUAAUUUCAAAAUCCUGAAGAACUUCAACAAAAAUUUAUGUAAACUGAAUCUUAAUAAGAUUUUGAUCUUUCUUCAGAAUUAGAAGGUAAUAAUUUUAAUUUUUAAACAAAUCAAUUAAAUACUCCAUAAAAUAUUACUGCAAAAGGUACUAAAUUCAAAAAAAGAAAUAAAACUAUUGAAAUCGUAGUAGAUGAAAUGAAUUAUGAUAAAAAUGAUUCAAAUUAAAUCUAAAAUAGUCCUGAUUAAAAAAAAUAAUAAGAAAAUAAUGAAGAAGAAUUCCUCAAAUAAAAAUUAGAAGAAGAAAGACUCAAAAUUAUCAAAGAAGAAGAAUUGAAGUUAGAAUAAUUAAAAGAAGAAUAAAGAUUAAAAGAAGAAUUAUAUCAAGAACAAUUAUUAUAAAUAUAAUUAGAAAAAUAGAGAAUUGAGAAUGAAAAAAAAUAAAUAGAAGAAGCUGAAAGAAUUAAGGCUGAAAAAAUAAUUAAAGAAACUUAAAGAAGGGAAAAAGAAAUCUUAUUGGAAAAUGAAGAAAAAUAGAAAUUGUGGGCAUCUUAAUUAGAAGAAGAAUAAAGAUAGAGAGUAAUUUAAGAACAAAGAGAAUUUGAAUUAAAAUAAGAAUUAGAAAAAGAGAAAUUAGAAAAAAUUAAAUUUUAAUAAUAAUUACAGGAAAAACUAAUAAGAGAGUAAGAAUUGGAAAAAUUAGAAAUAGAAAAAAAAAAAAAAGCUGAAAUGGAAAGAUUGGAAUUAUAAAAAUUAGAGGAAAUUAGAUUAGAGGAAUUAAAAAUUUAUAAAUAAAAAGAAUUAGAAUUACAAAAACAACUUUAAGAAUAAAUUAAAAAAGAAAAAGAAGAAUAUGAAUUAAGAAAAAUAUAAGAGGAAGAAACUUUAAAAUUAUAAGGAGAAUUAUUAAAAAGAUAACAAUAAGAAGAAUUAAGAUUAAAAUAAGAAGAAGAAAUAAGACAAUAGCAAGUAUUAUAAUUAAAAUUACAAAAAGAAGAAGAAUUAAGGAAAUAGUAAGAAGAAGAGGAAAAUCAAAAGUAACUUAAAUUAUUAUAAGAAGAAGAAUAAAAGUAACUUAGAUUAUUAUUAGAAGAAGAAGAAUAAAAAAAACUUAAAUUAUUUUAAGAAGAAGAAUAAAAAAGGUUAAAAUUAUUAUAAGAAGAAGAAGAAUUAUAGAGACUUAAAUUAUUAGAAUAAGAAGAAUAAAAAAUAUUUAAUUCUUCUGCUUAGAGAAAUUAAUCACUCUAAUUCAUAGAUUUUGAUAAUGAUCAAGAUUAAAUUUCUUAAGAUAAAGAAGCUAACAAAAAUAAGAAACAAAUUUUCUUAUAAUUAGAUGAUCUUGAUGAUUAAUUUGUACCUCAAAAGAAAUCGAAAUUUGAUAGCGCUUCUAUAGAAUUGGCUGAGGAAAAAAUUAUACAAGAAAAUGAUUAAAGUGGUUGUCAAAAUACUGAUUAUUUAAGAUAAUUUGAUAUAAAUGAUCCAAAAGAUAUAUUUUAACCUAGAAUUUCAUCUAAAAGUAUAAGUGUUAAUCAUACUCAUAAUAAUCCUUAAUAAAUUAAUAAGACCAUACAAGAUUAUCCUAAUUCUAGGCAUUUUUCAGGAGUUAAUCAGCAUUAAUUUAUUCCUAAAAAGAAAAAUUCAAAUGUCCCUAUUACAAACUAUCAAAAAUAAGAAAUUCCAAAAAGAUCCUCAAAAUCUUCUAAUCCUCAUAAUACUCUUAAUUAACAGAGUUAAAAUAAAGUUUUAGGAACUCCUACAAACUAUUAGCAAAAUAACAUUAAUUUUAUUGGAAAUGCUUACAAUACUUUUGCACCUAAAACAGUUAUAAAUAAAGAAAAAGAUGAUAGAUAUUUAAGAUAGAAAGAAGAAAUAUAUCUAUAGCAUAUUCCAAAUUAUUAUGAGAAAUAAGUCUUAGAGGAUUUAAAAAAGAAAAAAUAAUAUUAAUAAUAAAAAAAGAAUGCAAGAUCCAGUUAACAUAAGUAAUUUGAAGUAGCUGAUGAUCUCCAUUUGGAUUUCUGA